Molecule: messenger RNA, 885 nt
Organism: Aricia agestis (brown argus)
Lineage: Eukaryota; Metazoa; Arthropoda; Insecta; Lepidoptera; Lycaenidae
Product: brachyurin-like
Exons: 5
Coding region: 1-885 (294 amino acids)
Biological process (GO): proteolysis
Molecular function (GO): serine-type endopeptidase activity
Source: RefSeq, a predicted model, not a curated record
AUGAAACUGCUUGUUGGAAUUAUUGUGGUCUCUCUGGCCGUUCUGGCCUCAAGUGAGGAACACUCAAUUGAGAACCUCUCGGCUUACAACUACCAUUUGAAACAUGGUAUCCCAAAGGCCCUGGAACUCAAAAAGGCUGAAGAGACUCAGGCUGCAGAUUCACAGAUGGGCAGAAUCGUGGGUGGUGUCGUCACCGACAUCAGGGAAGUCCCAUACCAGGUUGGUCUCGUCGUCACUCUGCUAUGGAUCCUCACCUCCGUCUGCGGUGGCUCCCUCAUCUCUGACACCCGUGUCUUGACCGCUGCUCACUGCUACUGGGACGGAACCUUCACUGCCACCUCCUUCACCGUCGUCCUCGGCUCCAACACUCUCUUCAGCGGCGGACAGCGUAUUGCCACCACCGACGUCACCAUGCACCCUCAAUGGAACCCCCAGAGUGCUGCUAAUGACAUCGCCAUUAUUCGCCUUCCAUCUGUUACAUUUACCAAUGUCAUCCAGCCCAUCCCUCUACCGAGUGGAAAUGACAUGGACAAAGACUUCAUUGGACACAAAGGACUCGCAUCUGGAUAUGGCGCUACCAGUGAUGGUGCUAGCAUCAGCGUUCUUCAAGUCAUUAGCUCCGUGGAGCUAGAGAUCGUCUCAAACUCUGUAUGCAUGGCCGUGUAUGGUCCUAACUUCGUUCACGACAGCAACAUCUGCACCAGUGGUGCUGGCGGCAUGAGCACCUGUGGUGGAGACUCAGGUGGUCCCCUCGUUGUCGAGAGCGAUGGCAAGAAAGUACAGGUUGGUGUAACGUCAUAUGGUCACAUCGACGGCUGUCAACUCAACUACCCCGCCGGCUUUGCGAGAGUCACCUCCUUCGUCGACUGGAUCUGGAGCCAGUAA